This is a messenger RNA of Paraglomus occultum, 2031 nucleotides long. The record is from the annotation of a GenBank genome assembly. Lineage: Eukaryota; Fungi; Glomeromycota; Glomeromycetes; Paraglomerales; Paraglomeraceae.
ACUAUUGGAUGAGCUUGCAGCCUUGGAAUCUGCAAAUAUACACGCUAUGGUAGAAUCAGAUGAUAGGCUUAAUUCUGUAAUCAGACAGUUGGACAAAGCCAUCAGUGAACUGGAUAAUAUGGAUAGUAUGCUCACCUUGUAUACGACUGAACUUAAUAGCAUGGGUGAUGAGAUCCAUCAUAUUGAAUCGCAAAACCGAGGUUUACAAGUUGAAACAGCUAACCAGAAAGCUUUACUAGCGGAUUUGGAACGAUUAAUUAACUUGAUUACUAUAUCAGACCAAGUACUACAAACAUUGCUUGGCGAAUCGUUAAACACCAUACAUGGCGUACAAAAAAUUGAAGAAGCUGCGGAUAUAUUGCAAAAGGCUUUAUUAACAUCUUAUGACGAAUCAACGCGCGGGAUGGCAGCAGUCAAAGAAAAGAUGGGAUUAUACACUCAAUACAGCAAUCAAUUUUGCCUAAAUUUUUGUGAAUUCAUGAAACAGGCAAUUAAAUAUCAGGCAGAUAAUCUGAUAAGCGAUAAGACACGAGAGCCUCGGCGGGACAGCAUGACUAUAUUAGGGCACGAGAAGAUGGAAGAGGUCUUGCUUAGGUACAUGAGCUUAUCACUGUGGCUUAAAGAAAUUGACCCAAGGAAACAUAACGAAUUACAAUUGGCAUACGUUGUUUCGGCGGAACAAAUUUAUCGAAAAGAAACAAAGGAAUAUUUGACGCAGAUACGUUCAAUGUUGUCAAAGAGAGAAAUAUCAGAGGAAGCAACUUAUGCCUUUAGCGCUGCUCUGAUACAAGGACAUCACAGAAGUAGUCUCAUCUAUGGUUCGGCUGAUCAUGGCCGCGCGCCAUGGGAAUUCAAGGAUUCUGGUAGAGGAAAACUACCCCCUGAAGAAGCAUUUGAACAAAUACUUUUGACUCUUGUUCCUCUCAUAGUUCAUGAGCAAAACUUUAUAUCUGACUUUUUCCAUAUUGGAUCAAAAGGUCCGAAGUCAUUCCAAGAUCGCGCAGAACUCGCUAGUUGGCAUCCAAAAGAGCUGAAUGGUACGCGCGAAGUUAUCAAAGAUGUAAAGGCUCAGAGAAAACUACUAGAGCAUAUGGAGAAGGUUUUUGGAUUUCUACCGGAGGAGUUAAGCAGCUUUAUUGAUCAAUGUGUAGGAAUGAUUGCACGUAUUGAGAAAUAUAUAAAGGAAUAUGAAAAGACAAGUCAAGAGUUUUUUGUGAAAGUAAUGAAACAAGCAAGAGCCCAGUGUAUUACCAUUUUCGAACGAUUUAUGGUCGAACAAUUAAAAGCAAUAGAAGAUACAAAAGUUACUACAAAGAAACGGAAAGGCAUUGUUCUGUUUAUCAAAAUAUUCCCAAGAUUUUGCGAACGUAUUGAGCACUCAAUGGCAGGUGUGGCAAGCCUUGAAAUACGCGACAUAGUAAAUAGAGCAUACGAGACUCUCGUGAAGACAAUGUUUGACAGCCUUGAGGCUAUUGCAAGAGAUGUAUCUUCUAUUAAUGAUGACAAAGAACAACUGAACGUUCACAUAAUGAUACUUGAGAAUAUGCACCAUUUCCACAACGAGAUACGAAUGCGUAAGAUUCUUGUUCUUGAUCCAUACACGGUGUAUGCAAAGAGUUCGUACGAGAAGCAUCUUGAAGCAUAUGCAAGAAAAGUGCUUCAAAAGCCAUUCAGCAAGCUAAUAGAAUUCUUCGAUGGUAUUGAUAACCUCCUGAAAACAUCAGCACCCGAAGAAGUCGGAUUCCAUAUGAGAUACAGUAAAGAAUCGUUAAAGAAACUUACGGAACAUUAUACUGCAAGAGAGAUCAAGAAAGGUCUUGAACAGCUUUACAAACGUGUCGAAAAGCAUUUCACAGAGGAAGAGGGGCUUUUGCGAGUAGUGUGGGGAAUCAUUGGUCAAGUGGUAAUCGACAACCAUAAACACUUUAUAGAUUUAAUUAAUAGAUGUUAUCCGGAUUCCAAUAUUAAAUUGGAAUAUUCGCUGAGCGAUUUACAGAACUUUAUCAAAGUGGUACACGAAGGCAGAAAAUC